CAUUCACCACAGGGACUAAUCCCAGCAUGCACUGGGGUUGGACUUGGAUAAUCAACUCAUUAGGCUGUUUUGCAACUUACAUAACAAGCCUUUCUUGUUGUUUCAGUCCAAGGGUGGGUGGAAACUCUGCCUAAGCAUUACACUAGUAAGGUUGGAUUAUGGUGAAGGUUUUUUUAUAUGUAAUCAAAUCUGCAGAUCCUGAAUGAAGACCUGAUUGACCACCUUGAAGGAAAAAAAAUGGCAUCUCCCCAGGAGCGAAAGUCUCCAGAAGCUCGAGGCACGUCCCCUCCCAUCACUACCACGAAAAAGCCUGGGAAGAAAGGAACCUCCCCCCCCCAGUGUGGUCCAACGCUGCAGGAAGUAAAGAAGAGAGGGCAACGAAUACGGAAGACACCGGAAAUGGACAUUUGUGACCAACUAGAUAUGCUGCGCCUGAACAGAGAUCUACCCGCAGCAGGGACUGGCCUUGUAUAUGAUGACCGACUGACUCUGCCAUACUGUCUUUGGGAUGACAAAUUCCCAGAGGGUCCUGCACGCAUCUUGGCAGUUAGAGAGAAGCUGGCACAGUAUGGUCUGGUGGAUCGCUGUAUUUCAGUACCCGCUAGAGAGGCGUCUGAUGCAGAUCUCCUGCUUGUUCACAGUCCGGACUUUGUGGAGCUGAUGAAGUCCACUCAAACGAUGACCGAGGAAGAACUCAGAGAGCUGUCAGAUCGCUACGAUUCUGUUUUCCUGCACCCUGCUUCGUUCACUACAUCCUGCUUGGCUGCCGGCUCUGUCUUGCAGUUAGUUGAUAAAGUUAUGAAGGGAGAGAUCCGCAAUGGGUUAGCAGUGGUCAGGCCUCCUGGACACCACUCCCACACUGACAAAAUGGACGGUUACUGCAUGUUUAACCAAUUGGCCAUUGCGGCCAAAUACGCUCAGCGCAAUCACGGGGUAAAGCGGAUACUGAUCGUAGACUGGGACAUCCAUCACGGUCAGGGAACACAGUUCAUAUUUGAACACGAUCCCAGUGUGUUGUAUUUUUCCAUUCACCGCUACGAAAAUGGAGAAUUCUGGCCCCAUCUUGUGGAGUCUUCCAGCAGCGCAGUGGGGAAGGAUCGUGGGGAGCGAUAUAAUAUCAACGUGCCCUGGAAUAAGAUUGCAAUGACAGAUGCUGAUUAUAUCACAGCAUUUCUUCACCUCCUCCUCCCGAUCUCUUAUGAGUUUCAGCCACAUCUUGUAUUAGUAGCAGCUGGAUUUGACUCUGUGGUGGGAGACCCAAAGGGAGAGAUGGCUGCCACUCCAGCAUGCUUUGCUCACCUGACACACCUGCUCAUGUCCUUGGCUGAAGGAAGACUUAUUUUGUCCCUUGAGGGAGGGUAUAACUUGCGCUCUAUGUCGGAAGGGGUCUGCGCUUCCCUAAAGAUUCUCCUCGGAGACCCUUGUCCAAGUUUGUCUCAGCCCUUUGCCCCCUGUGAUAGUGCCCUGGAAUCCAUCUCUGGUGCCUUCUGUGUCCAUAGGAAAUAUUGGCGGAGCCUGCAGGAACAAGAUUUCACCUUAAAGCAGGAAAGAAAAGCAAAGGAAACCAGUCAGGCUUCACUGGCAGACACAUCUGAAGAUACUCUAACAGAUGUGCUGGAUGCAACGAUGAAGGAAGUGAUGAGGAAGAUGCCGGAUCAGCGCACUGGCCUGGUGUAUGAUGAGCGCAUGAUGGAACAUUACAACAUGUGGGACAGUGGCCACCCUGAGGUUCCACAAAGAAUUGCCCGCAUAUACCUACGUCAUAAGGAGAUGGGGCUGUUAGAUCGCUGCGUUCGCCUCUCCCAAUGUGCUGCAACCAAAGAACAGCUACAAAUGUGCCACAGUCUUCCCUACAUUGAUAAGAUAGAAGGGUGUUCCCGACUGAAACCCAGGGACCUGCAUAGAAUGGGAGAUGAGUAUAACUCCAUCUACAUCAACAACAAGUCUUACAGCAGUGCCUGUCUGGCUGCCGGCUCGACAUUCAGUGUUGUGGAAGCUGUCCUUACAGGGAAGGUUCAAAAUGGAGUCUGUAUCGUUCGCCCACCAGGUCACCAUGCAGAGCCAGGUUCAGCUUGUGGUUUCUGCUUCUUCAACAAUGCCGCCCUUGCUGCACGAUAUGCCCAGAGCCUGCAGAACCCGUCUGAACCUCAAUUAAGGGUAAUGAUUCUAGACUGGGACAUCCACCACGGCAACGGAACACAGCACAUUUUCCAGGAGGAUGAUAGUGUGCUGUAUGUGUCCAUCCAUCGAUAUGAUGAUGGCCUCUUCUUCCCAUCUUCUGAGGAUGCUGCACAUGACAAGGUUGGCGUCGGUCUUGGAGAAGGGUUCAAUGUGAACAUCCCGUGGAAUGGUAGCAAGAUGGGUGAUUCAGAGUACUUGCUGGCCUUUCAUAGGAUUGUCAUGCCUAUUGCUUAUGAGUUUAAUCCGCAGCUGGUUUUGAUAUCUGCUGGUUUUGACGCUGCUCGUGGAGACCCACUUGGAGGCUGCCGUGUUUCUCCGGAAGGCUACGCCCACAUGACACACCUUCUGAUGGGUCUGGCAGGUGGCAAGGUGGUGGUCAUUUUGGAGGGUGGCUAUAAUCUGACCUCCAUUUCAGAAUCCAUGUCAAUGUGUACUCGUACACUUCUUGGAGAUCCCCCUCCUCGCUUGUCUGACUUGCAUCCUCCCCGUCCUUCAGCACUGCGUACAAUCUCAAAUGUCCUAAGUGUCCAUAACAAAUACUGGUGCAGCCUCAGGUUAAAAGUUGAGCUCCCUCCACCCUCUGAGAUAUCAAAGGAGGCACAUUGGACUCCACAGAACGUGCAGUCAUCCCCGCAACUGACAACCAUCUCCCCUGGAAGGAAUAUUGAAACACAGUGUCCCCAGGAAUUAGAUUUGACUGGUUCCAAAGCUGAUGAUGAUAGUCUGAACCCCAGCCCUGAAAUUGUGGAGGUGAAAAGUCCACCGUCAGUAGCCUUUAGUAACGGCUCAAUUGAUAGUGUCUCCAGCAUCGACAGUUGUUCUGUAUCAUUCUCUGUAGAAAACAAUAUGGAAACACCAUCAUCAGAGAAAAGUCAGAUCAUGUACCGUGUCGGGGAGUCUUCACCUCAAAAAUCAGACAGUGUUAAAAUGGCUAAACAUGAACUGAAAGAGACCUUGGUUGAUAAGGAUGAUGUCUUUAAUCCCCUCUUGCCUAACUUAGCUGAAGUAGAGAAGAAGGAAGAGUUGGUGGUAGAGAUGGAGGCUGUUGGACCACACUCAGUGCACAGGGAUUCUAAUGAUGGAGAGUCGCUGGUAACAGUAAUGGAAGUCCAGGUUUCAAACCGAACACCAGACAUUCUGAUGUCUGCCAGGACAGAGAGCUCUGUGGAAGAACUUGUAAGUGACUUGAAGCUGGAAGAUAGCAAAGACCCAUCAACCUUCAGCAUUAGAGAGGGUGACAGUGAACCCGUUGCUGGGGCUAGAAAGACGAUUGUUCCCUUCCUGCAGCAAGUGGCUGAUGGUGCAGAAGCAGCUUCUGUGAGUUCUCCAGAUACUCACUUGGAGGAGAAUUUACUCUCAGAAGCUGCCAGUGGCUGCCCAGCCUCAUGUUACCAGAUAGAUGUGGAGCCAUCACUGGAAUUCUCUGGGGAGUUGUUUACGGUGACGCCACUUCCCUGGUGUCCUCAUCUGGAGUCAGUGUGUGAGAUGCCCCCUUGCGGGCUGGAGGUGACACAGCCGUGCGUUGCUUGUGGUACAGACAUAGAGAACUGGGUGUGCCUGACAUGUUAUGCGGUUCUGUGUGGGAGGUAUGUCUCUCAGCACAUGAUAUCUCAUGGAGUCUCGUCCGGUCACAAUCUUGUUCUCAGCUUCUCUGACCUGUCUGUCUGGUGUUACAGCUGUGAUGCCUAUAUCCAUAAUGAGGUUCUGAUUCCAGCAAAACAGUCGGCCUACUACUCCAAGUUUGGCGAGGAAAUGCCAGGAACAUAAAAUAUGCUGAAUACCCCCAGAUUCAGCAUUUGCAUCACACCAUUGCUUUAACAUGGGUCUAUGGCGUGUUAAAAACA
Molecule: messenger RNA, 4025 nt
Organism: Nanorana parkeri
Lineage: Eukaryota; Metazoa; Chordata; Amphibia; Anura; Dicroglossidae
Gene: HDAC6
Product: histone deacetylase 6
Exons: 28
Coding region: 238-3948 (1236 amino acids)
Biological process (GO): chromatin organization
Cellular component (GO): histone deacetylase complex
Molecular function (GO): zinc ion binding; histone deacetylase activity
Source: RefSeq, a predicted model, not a curated record